AUGUCACAAUCGAAGGAACUUGGGACGCUAAUCGUAGUCAUCCUCAAGGCUCGUCAUCUGCACCAACCUUCUUUCUACAAGCAAGAUCCAUAUGCGCAAGCAUCUCUUUCUGGCCAGACUCAACGGACCAAGCCAGAGCCCAAGGGCGGGCAGCAUCCUGUGUGGGAUGAAGAAUUCCGCUUUCCUGUUCUUGUAGAUCCUGGUAAGGACAGUGUCAACAGAAAGCUGGAAGUGUCUUGCUGGAAGGAUGAGCCUCGAUCUGAGGAUAAGCUCUUAGGUAAAGGGAUUGUCGACAUCGAAUCGACUUUGAAAACGGGCGAAUUCGAUGACUGGGUUCCUCUCGAAACCUCAGGCGGAGCGAGAGGCGAGUUAUACCUUGAGAUGACAUUCUAUGCAAAUGGUCCUCCCCCUCUUAAUCGUCGUCCAUCGAAAAUCAAACAAUCAGAUCGUCUUACACGACCGCAGUCAUAUAAUCCUAGGUCAGCUCAAUGCCUCAUCACAAUAUCCUUCUCCCCCCGACCGACAGUCCCCGAAGCUCAAAACUGA
Molecule: messenger RNA, 546 nt
Organism: Suillus fuscotomentosus
Lineage: Eukaryota; Fungi; Basidiomycota; Agaricomycetes; Boletales; Suillaceae
Product: C2 domain-containing protein
Exons: 3
Coding region: 1-546 (181 amino acids)
Source: RefSeq, a predicted model, not a curated record